This is a messenger RNA of Guyanagaster necrorhizus, 1205 nucleotides long. Its product is annotated as NAD(P)-binding protein. Lineage: Eukaryota; Fungi; Basidiomycota; Agaricomycetes; Agaricales; Physalacriaceae. The coding region runs from base 172 to 1101 and encodes 309 amino acids. The transcript has 8 exons. The record is from RefSeq and is a predicted model, not a curated record.
GUCAUCCCAGUGACAGACGAGCGAACACUGUGUCAGCGGCCCCGUGGUACAUGUAGAAGCGCUGAGUCAAUACCGGCUGACGACGCGCAAGCCUAGCCGCCAAAUAACGUCAACACCCCCGCUGGAUAUAAAAGACUGAUUCCUUACUGUGUUCUGUUCCCACUGCCCACCAUGUCGACUCUCUCUCUAGAUAAUCUUCGUGCAGUCAACCUCUUCGACCUUCGCGGUACAGUCGUAGUUAUCACUGGUGGAGGCUCCGGAAUUGGGCUAAUGAUUAGCUCAACGCUGAUCGCGAACGGUGCCACUGUGUAUAUUGUCGGACCAUCACAGGCCGAUCUCGACCAAACUUGCGACAAGUUCAAUGCCGCUGCUGCUAACAUCCCCGGUGCCGGCACAAUGUAUGGAAUUGAGGGAGACAUCCGUUUAAAGUCAGAAGCCAAACGUCUGGCUGAUGAAGUUGGGAAGCGAGAACGCCAUGUUACAGCCCUCUUCAACAAUGCUGGCAUCCUUAAAGGCAGCUUUAAGCGUCCAACAGCUUCCACGGCAUCUGCGUAUGUCUCGAGUUUCUUCGAUGAUAUCACUCAAGAAUCUUUCAAUGAUACCCUCAAUACGAACGCUGUCGGACCAUACUGGCUGACGUUCGCCUUCUUGCCGUUGCUUGAAAAAUGGAAAUUGUCGGAUGAUCCGGCAACCAAGAAGUUCGGGCCGCAAAUCAUCAUGACUAGUAGUAUGAAUGGAUGGACGAAGGACUCGUCAACCGCUGGAUUCUCAUAUCCAUAUAUGUUCUCAAAAAGUGCCAUUGGGCACGCUACUUCCUCUGUCGCUCAUGAACUGCUGCCGCUGGGUAUCAGAGUCAAUGGAAUUGCACCAGGCCUUUUCCCUAGUGCGAUGUCUUUUCCCGGUGCUCCAAUUGACGAGUCCGGAGUCGUGGUUGUUCCGCCGGAUACUAAAAUAGACUUUGAGGUUCCCGUCGAACAAGGAUGGGGUAAACCGCGCGACGUUGGAUCACUCGCGCUCUUCUUGCUCGCGAAUUGGUAUGUCACCGGAGAAACUGUAUUGAUCGAUGGUGGUACGCUCUUGAAGCAUCCGUCUUCUUAUUGAUCUGUGAUUGGAGGAUCUUUUUAUCCGAGGGUGUAACGAAUAGUGAUAGAGCGAUAGCGAUAACGACAUGUUCCUGAAUAUGAUGACUACCCAAUAUGCGGACA